UCAAAACAGUUAAAGCACUUCUAACCUAAAUUUCAAGAGUAAACACUAACGUGGUAACGUUCUUUUAAAUAUUUAAAAAAUGGGUAAAAAGAAGAUAAAUUUGAAACACAAGAAAAAGGUUUUAAAAAAGAAAGUUGUCGUAGAGGAACCUUCAGAUGUGGAGGAGGAUAUCGAAGAAUGUGAAGAAGAACCUGCAAGUGAGGUAGUGAAUUCAGAAGAAGAAAGCGAUGCAGAUCAAUCAACAGAAUUAAAUUCUGGGGAGGAACUUGACAGUGAUGAAGAUGAAGCAGACUUUACUUAUGGAGAUAUAAAUGAACAUAAAAAAUCAUUAGAAAAACUGAAAGAGUCAGAUCCAGAGUUCUAUAAAUUUUUGGAAGAAAAUGAUAAAGAACUUUUAAAUUUCAACUUAUCAGAUGAAGAUGAUGACGGUGAAGUGCAGAAUGAAUCUCAAGUACAUGUUCCUCAACUAGACAGCGAUGAAAGUGAUUUUGAGGAUGAAGAUUCGAAAGGAAAAGAGAAUAAUAUCACGUUCAAAUUACUGAAAAAGUGGCAGGUAGAUAUUAAAACUGAUAAGUCAAACAAAACUAUCAAUGAGCUUGCUCAAGCACUUCAUGCAGCUUUGUUAUUAGUAUUACCUGAAGAAGAAAGUAGUGGAACUGUGUCAGAUUAUAAGGUAGAAGGGUCUGCGAUUUUCAAUGGAGUGGUACAAUUAUGUGUCCUAGAGUUUGGACCGGCUGUGAAAAGAUUUUUAGGAUUGGUAUCUGGAUCCAAAGAAAAACCACAUCUGUGCAAAAAAUUUAAAAAAGUGAAGAGAAUUCUGAAAUGUUAUUUCGAAGAUCUACUGAAGCUUCUGUCGGGAGUGGCAUCUGCAAACAUCCAGACUGUUUUACUGAAACACUUACACUACAUGUCUUCUAUGUUAAUCUCUUUCCCGAAUGUCACCAAAGACAUACUUAAACAGCUCAUUAAAAUAUGGGGUGUGUCUGAUGAAGGAGUCAGGGUUAUAGCCUUCUUUUGUAUCUUGAAAAUCAGUCGUAAUACUCAAUCUCUCCUUGACACUGCACUUAAAACUAUGUUCAUUACAUAUGUAAAAAAUUCUAAAUUUGUUAGCCCUUCCAGUUUGCCUUGCAUAAAUUUCAUGAGGAGAUCUUUGGUGGAAAUGUUUGCCUUGGACUUGAACUUGGCUUAUCAGCAUGUAUUUCUGUACAUACGUCAACUAGCAAUACAUUUAAGGAAUGCUAUGACCCUGAAUAAGAAAGAGAACAUACAGGCAGUCUACAAUUGGCAGUUCAUAAAUUCACUCCAAUUGUGGGGUAAUUUGUUGAGUGUCACUUGUUCGAAGCCCCAAAUGCAACAGUUAGUGUACCCGUUUGUUCAAGUUUGUUUGGGAACUUUGAGAUUGGUGCCCACUACCCAAUAUUACCCUCUGAGGUUCCAUGUUACACAAAUUUUAAUCAAUCUCUCUCGAGAUGCAGAUAUAUUUGUUCCGGUUCUGCCUUUCAUUGUUGAUGUUUUGGAUAACUACGAUUUUAACAAGAAGCACCAGAAAGUUUCCAUGAAGCCUCUUAAAUUCAACUUCGUUUUGAGGUUAUCAAAGUCUCAGUUAGUUGAAAAUGGUUUCAAAGAUACUCUUAUUGACACCAUUUAUGAUCAACUCUUAGAAUAUAUGACUAUUCAGUCCAGUAGUAUAGCUUUCGUAGAGCUGGCACUUUUGACAAAGAUACAGAUCAAAAAGUUUUUGAAGAAAUGCAAAAAUCCCAAUUAUGUGAAAAAAAUCAAACAAGCCUUGGAUAAAAUUGAACAGAAUGCUCAGUUCAUUGAGAAUGAGAGGAAGAAACUGACAAUAAAUCUCGCAGAUUUCAAGCAAUUGGAGGCACAUGAAAACCAGAUAAAAUGUAAUGGUACACCAUUGUCAACUUACUAUGAGAGUUGGAGUAAAAUGCGAAACCAGAAGAAGAGGAAAGAAGCAACUAUGAAUGAUGAAUUAGGGGAAUAUAAUCUACCUACUACCAAGAAACGAAAAUUGAAAAAUAGUGAAGUAAAACAGAAAAAUAAGGAUGUCGAGUUUGUUUUCAGUGACAGCGAAGACGAUGAAGAAAGCCAAAUACUGAAGAAAAAAGUUGACAUUGAAUCAGAUUGAUGAAAUGGAUAGAAAUUUUAUUGAUUAAAGUUGAUUUAUCUAUUUAAAA
Messenger RNA from Coccinella septempunctata (seven-spotted ladybird), 2189 nucleotides. RefSeq names its product nucleolar complex protein 2 homolog (gene Noc2). The record is from RefSeq and is a predicted model, not a curated record. Gene Ontology annotation, biological process: negative regulation of transcription by RNA polymerase II; ribosomal large subunit biogenesis. Lineage: Eukaryota; Metazoa; Arthropoda; Insecta; Coleoptera; Coccinellidae. Bases 80 to 2140 code for a protein of 686 amino acids. The transcript is spliced from 9 exons. Gene Ontology annotation, cellular component: nucleolus; Noc1p-Noc2p complex; Noc2p-Noc3p complex. Gene Ontology annotation, molecular function: histone binding; transcription corepressor activity.